This is a messenger RNA of Hyaloperonospora brassicae, 900 nucleotides long. Lineage: Eukaryota; Oomycota; Peronosporomycetes; Peronosporales; Peronosporaceae. The record is from the annotation of a GenBank genome assembly.
AUGAGCGCCCUCGCGCUGUACGUGGACGCGCCGGUCGCGGAUCGGGAAGACGGCGCGUACGACGGCGGGCGGCGGGGCGAGAUCUUUCCCGAGUGGCUCCACAACGUCGCGCGGGUCCCGCUCUUUGGCGUGGCGACGCUCAUUUCGAAAGUGUGUCUGCAGUUGCUGAACCGGACAAAGGUGGAGGGCGUGUCGCAUCUCGUGGAGCAGCUGGAGACGCGUCCGAAGGGAACCGCUGUGAUUACGGUGUCGAACCACUCGGCGACGGUGGACGAUCCAGCUGUGCUUGCCAAUAUGAUGCCGUGGAAGUACGCGUGGCCGUGGAAAGGACGCUGGAGCUUGGCGAGCCAGGAGUACUGCUAUGAGAAGGGCAAAGUGGUGUCAGCCGUGUUCUUUGGUGCCAAGACACUGCCAGUGCACCGCGGCGCUGGGGUUGACCACGAGAUGAUCCACGCAAUCUUUGACAAGGUGGAAGAAGGUGCGUGGGUCCACAUUUUUCCCGAAGGAAAGAUCGUGCAGCACGAAGAGCUCGGCGGUCGACCAAGUCCGCGUCGCGAGGAGAUUGGACGGCUGAAGUGGGGCGUGGGUAAGCUCAUCGCACGUGCGACCACGCGGCCGAUUGUCGUGCCCGUGUAUCAUUACAACAUGGAGCAGCUCAUGCCGCAAGACGAGAACAAUUGCCUCAUCCGUGUCUUGCCGCGGACGAACCUAGAACUGGGCAUCAUCGUUGGCGAACCGCUGUCGUUCGACGACCUGUUUGCACAGUACGAGAACGACCGCGUUGUAGGGGCCGAUCCAUGGGCAACGCAAGAGCGUGAAAAGGCGCUCUACUCGGCCAUUACGCGGCGAAUAGAGACUGCUCUGCUCACGCUCGCUGAAAGGACCCCGCCAAGUGUUUAG